Alnus glutinosa is the source of this 603-nucleotide messenger RNA. RefSeq lists its product as uncharacterized. Gene Ontology annotation, biological process: snRNA transcription by RNA polymerase III; snRNA transcription by RNA polymerase II. The coding region runs from base 1 to 603 and encodes 200 amino acids. Gene Ontology annotation, cellular component: snRNA-activating protein complex. Lineage: Eukaryota; Viridiplantae; Streptophyta; Magnoliopsida; Fagales; Betulaceae. Gene Ontology annotation, molecular function: sequence-specific DNA binding. The record is from RefSeq and is a predicted model, not a curated record. The transcript is spliced from 5 exons.
AUGAAGGGAGGAGAGCUGAAGAAACUUACAGAGCUUGUUGUUGAUGCAAAAGAAAAAGGUUUAAAAGUGGUAUCUGCUGUGGUCAAAAGGAUGCUUGAGAAAAACAUGUUCCUCUUUGGGUGUUUGGAGAUAAAUGAAGGUUCUGUUACAGAGACAGUGAAUCAACUUACAGAAUUGCAGAAUGCCUCCAUUCAAGUUUUAUAUAAUAAGUUAUUUGCUGAUAGUCGGAUAGAGCACUUCCUCCAUAUGGACUUGGGUAUGGAAGUUGACUUGAAUGUUGUCCAGGAAAAGUCAACAGAGUAUGCAGAGGCCAAGAAAUUGGCCAUUGAAGAGGCCAGCAAGGUAGUGGAUGUUCAAGACAUAAAGCACAUAUCAGAGGAUAAAAAAUUGAUUGGAGAUGAAAUGGAGAAGAUCGUAGAUGACUGGAAUGUCCAAAGAGAUAUUUUUAAUCAACAAAGAGGAUUCAGCCAGCAACCUCCUGAAGAACAACAGCAGCUCCUGCUGCUACAAGAAGAAGAGCAACAGCAACAUCAAGAUGAUGAAGACUUUGAUCAGGAAGAUGAAGACUUUGAUCAGUUGGAACGAUUGCUAUCCAAAGCAUAA